AUGAUUGACGAAACAACCGGCCUGAGCACGUCUUUCUCCCGGUCUCCGAGAUCAAAGCCAAAAAGGCCACCUCUGCUGGUGAGUUCGUGCUCUGUCGCACAUUCUCAUGAUUCUGGGUCUUCACGGGAAUGCGACUCCUAUGCACGUUGUGUGUUCAGAAGCGUCAGACGGUCGACGAGGACGCGAUGUCACGAACAAGUUGGGGAAUGGGCGACAACAGGCCGACCAAGGAUCGAGUGGGUCUUCGGCAUCCUCUCUUAGCACUUCCCUCAAAACUCGCAUGAUAGCAAUCCCGUGGUUUCAAAAAAUUUACAUUUCUCAUAAUAACAAUCAGUAUUGUUGAUUCACAAAAACUCACUGCUGUUUUUCAAUGGCCAGAGAUGAAAAUUAAAAUUUCCUUCCUCAAAAAGCCCAAACUUUUUUUUUAGUACAAGCGUAACGCCAAGUGUUGCGAAAUCGCGUUUUUUUUUAGCGUUAUCGAAUAAAGUGAGUUUUUGUGAACAGACAAGCACGACUAGCUUAUUUAUUUGUACAGUUUUUUUGGUCAAAAAAAGUAUAGUAUAGAGACUCUUUCGAAAUUAUUUUGCAAAAUGUUGCAAAAAAGGGAUAUUUUUAUGGUCUCCAUGGAUCCUACAGUCCUCUUUCAUGAAAAAAAGCCUUCAUAAAUCAAAUAGGUUGAAUUUUUUUGAUUAUGUUCUCAACUUUUAACUUUUACUUAUUCGUCGCGAUCUACAAUUUUUUCCUUUUUUUUUGCAAUCCCCACUCAGUCUAACAUUCCAUAAACUUUGUGUCACUGGUCAAUCUAAAAUAGUUUGGCGUAUGCUUCCGGGUAGUUAUAUUUUUCAGCGUUUACUAAUGUCUUGACACGGUUUACAAGAACACUCUUGCUAGAAAAACGACCACCGACUAGCCACCCGGUAGCAAUCGCAAACCUCAGCUGGAAUAAUGAUAGUAUCCAGAUGUCAGCCUAUCUGCCCCGGACAUUUUCAAAGCCCGGCCCGGUCAUAGGGAGGCCUCAAACACAAAUGGCCGGCUAAUUGUUUCAUUUAGCGUUUAACAGAAACUACUAUCAAACAAGUAAAAAUAUAUUUUCGGUAAAAUUUGUUUUUAAUGAAACUGAAAAUUUGUUUCGAAGCCUGGCUCGGCCCAGGCCCGGCCCAAGCCCGCACAGGCUUUUUCUCAAAAAUGAGACUUAAAGCCCGGGCCGCCCAGCCUGAUGCACAAGCCUGGUAUCUUGGUACUGUAGAGAAAGAACGCGGUAGCUAAUAAACUACCACCUGUUUGUAUCCUCCUUCCAACUGACCUUUUGUUUUGACACCAAAUGUCACUGAGAAGAAUUAAGGAAAAAUUUCCUAAAAAAAAUUUCUUUUAUUUUUCAGGAAUGGAGUUCGCUAUCAAACUUGAAAACGGAAAUGAAAAGUAAGUUUGACUCCAUUGGAGAGCGGCUGGUCGUCGUCGACCAAAUCAACUCAAGGCUGCAAAAUCUUGAACGAAUGUUGAUGAACAUCUCGAUGCAGCAACAUGGAGGUGAUACAGUCCCUCUGAACAGUUCUGAGACUUUCUCAGCCACGACGCCUUCUACAGUUCCCCUUGGGUCUCUCAACGCACUGAACGAGUCCAACGGAAUGGCUCGACUAGGCAUCGACAGCGUUCCUGUUUCGCGAAGCGUUUCUUGGAGUGAGCAACAGAACAACUGGCAAAGGUUGGGGUUUCUUUUUGGCUAAUUUGAAGCUUCCUUUGAAGGCCGGUUCCGCCUCUGACCGACCUGGGAAACAUGGAUUGGCAGCAGCGGCCGCAGACUUCGUCUCCUCCGCCUGUUCCUUCCAUCCACAUUGACGACGAAGUCACUCAAUCUUCUUCGAGACCUCCAGAUCGAACCCGAAUAUAA
Caenorhabditis auriculariae is the source of this 1888-nucleotide messenger RNA. NCBI's taxonomy places the organism in Eukaryota, Metazoa, Nematoda, Chromadorea, Rhabditida, Rhabditidae. The record is from the annotation of a GenBank genome assembly.